Molecule: messenger RNA, 1662 nt
Organism: Colletotrichum costaricense
Lineage: Eukaryota; Fungi; Ascomycota; Sordariomycetes; Glomerellales; Glomerellaceae
Product: arylsulfatase
Exons: 1
Coding region: 1-1662 (553 amino acids)
Molecular function (GO): arylsulfatase activity
Source: RefSeq, a predicted model, not a curated record
AUGCAAACAUCCAAACGACCCAACUUUCUCGUCAUCGUCGCUGACGAUCUGGGGUUUAGCGAUACAGAGCCAUACGGCUCCGAAAUAUCCACGCCGGCUCUGCAGCGUCUUGCCAAGGAUGGUCUGCGUAUGACAAACUUCCAUACGGCCCCGGCAUGCUCGCCUACAAGAUCCAUGCUUCUCUCUGGCACGGAUAACCACAUUGCUGGACUGGGCCAGAUGGCCGAGUUCAUGAUGGGUUCGCGACAAAAAUACGAUGGCCACCCAGGAUACGAAGGCUAUCUCAACUUUCGCGUUGCUGCUUUGCCUGAGAUACUUCAGGAUGCCGGCUACUUCACUCUGUGCUCGGGGAAGUGGCAUUUGGGCAUGACUGCCGAAACCUCGCCGUCUAGCCGCGGUUUCACCAAGUGUCUUUCUUUUCUCCCGGGCGCUGGGAAUCACCACAAUUACGAGCCGCAACUUGAUGCGAGACUUCCCCCUUUCAUCAAGAGCUCUGGCUUCUGGAUGGAGAACGACAAGUUCAUCGAUCGCAGCAAAGACUUGCCCGAGAACUUUUACUCGAGUGACUACUUCACCGAUCGCCUGCUCGGCUUUUUAGAUGAGCGCACAGGAGAGGAUAAACAGAAGCCCUUCUUCGGAUAUUUAGCAUACACUGCACCACACUGGCCGCUACAAGCACCACAGGAGAAAAUUGCCAAAUACCGUGGGUUGUAUGAUGACGGACCGAAAGCUCUCCGAGAUCGACGUCUGCGUCAGCUUCAGAAACUGCAUCUGGUCCCGAAGGACGUCAUUCCGGCACCAGUAGACGUACCUGGUGCUGUUGAAUGGAGUGAAAAGGGUGAACAGGAUAAAGCCACGGCAGCCCGAGCCAUGGAAAUCUAUGCGGCCAUGGUGGACAAGCUCGACGACAAUAUCGGACGUGUCAUCGAUCAUCUCGAGGCCAGUGGCGAGCUCGACAACACAUUCAUCGUCUUUAUGUCUGAUAACGGUGCCGAGGGUUCCACCAUGGAAUCCAUGCCCAUCAUGGGCUCACUGGGCAUCCGGGAGACACUUCGCCAAUUUUAUGAUAACUCAUAUGAGAACAUGGGAAAUGCCAACUCCUUCAUCAUGUAUGGGCCGCAAUGGGCUCUUGCUGCCACAGCACCUUCGCGAGGCUUCAAAGGUUUUACCACUGAAGGCGGCAUACGGUGCCCAUGUAUCGUGCGGUAUCCUCCCCUUGUGAGGAAGGAGGGAGGCAUCAGCCACUCCUACACAAACGUCAUGGAUAUCCUACCUACGAUGUUGGAUCUGGCAGGCGUGUCGCAUCCCGGUACUACUUUCCGCGGUCGUGAAGUGGUCGCUCCACGAGGGAAGUCUUGGGUCCCGAUGCUUAGCUCCAAGACGUCCGAGGUAUACGGCGAGGGUGAGGACGUUGCCGGAUGGGAGCUUUUCGGCAUGAGAGCGAUACGGAGAGGCAAUUACAAGGCUGUGAUGUUGCCUCCACCUCAUGGCACCGGCGCAUGGGAGCUUUAUGACAUUGAUAGGGACCCAGGCGAAACUAAAGACCUGGCCGCCUCAGAGCCGGGAGUUAUGAGCCAGCUGCUUCAGGACUGGGAAAUUUAUUUCUCCGAAACAGGAAUGAUCGAGUAUCUUGUGAGAGGGGAAAAAGUUGCAGGCAUGUAA